Molecule: messenger RNA, 1943 nt
Organism: Sapajus apella (tufted capuchin)
Lineage: Eukaryota; Metazoa; Chordata; Mammalia; Primates; Cebidae
Gene: ASPG
Product: asparaginase
Exons: 16
Coding region: 33-1754 (573 amino acids)
Biological process (GO): amino acid metabolic process
Molecular function (GO): protein binding; asparaginase activity
Source: RefSeq, a predicted model, not a curated record
ACCCCCGUCCACACCCGCGGUCCCCGGGCGGCAUGGCGCGCGCGGUGGGGCCCGAGCGGAGGCUGCUGGCCGUCUACACCGGCGGCACCAUCGGCAUGCGGAGCGAGCUGAGCGUGCUCGUGCCUGGGACGGGCCUGGCUGCCACCCUGAGGACGCUGCCCAUGUUCCAUGAUGAGGAGCACGCCCGAGCCCUUGGCCUCCCUGAGGACACCCUGGUGCUGCCCCCGGCCAGCCCCAACCAGAGGAUCCUCUACACCGUGCUGGAGUGCCAGCCCCUCUUCGACUCCAGUGACAUGACCAUCGCUGAGUGGGUUCGCGUUGCCCAGACCAUCGAGAGGCACUAUGAGCAGUACCACGGCUUCGUGGUCAUCCACGGCACGGACACCAUGGCCUUCGCCGCCUCCGUGCUGUCUUUCAUGCUGGAGAACCUGCAGAAGACUGUCAUCCUCACCGGGGCCCAGGUGCCCAUCCACGCCCUGUGGAGCGAUGGCCGUGAGAACCUGCUGGGCGCACUGCUCAUGGCUGGCCAGUAUGUGAUUCCAGAGGUCUGCCUCUUCUUCCAGAAUCAGCUGUUUCGGGGCAACCGGACAACCAAGGUGGACGCUCGGAGGUUUGCGGCCUUCUGCUCCCCGAACCUGCCACCUCUGGCCACCGUGGGUGCUGAUGUCACAAUCAAUAGGGAGCUGGUGCGGAGGGUUGGCAGGAAGGCUGAGCUGGUGGUGCAUGACAGCAUGGAGCAGGACAUGGGGCUGCUGCGCCUCUACCCCGGGAUCCCCACUGCUCUGGUUCGGGCGUUCCUGCAGCCUCCCAUGAAGGGCGUCGUCAUGGAGACUUUCGGCUCAGGGAACGGACCCAGCAAGCCCGACCUGCUUCAGGAGCUGAGGGUGGCGACCGGGCGCGGCCUGGUCAUUGUCAAUUGUACCCACUGCCUCCAAGGGACUGUGACCAUGGACUAUGCCGCGGGCAUGGCCAUGGUGGGGGCUGGCGUCAUCUCAGGCUUCGACAUGACGUCAGAGGCUGCCCUGGCCAAGCUGUCGUAUGUGCUGGGCCAGCCGGGGCCGAGCCUGGAUGACAGGAAGGAGCUGCUGGCCAAAGACCUUCGUGGGGAGAUGACACCACCCUCGGCAGAGGAGCGCUGGCCCUCACUGCAGGGCACCACGCUGGGCUGUGGGGUCUCCUGGCUCCUCAGUCUGAGUGGUGGCCAGGAGGCGGAUGCCCUGCGGAGCGCCCUGAUACCCAGCCUGGCCUGUGCUGCCGCCCGAGCCGGUGACCUGGAGGUGCUGCAGGCACUGGUGGAGCUGGGCAGUGACCUGAGCCUGGUGGACUUUAAUGGCCAAACCCCACUGCAUGAGGCUGCCCGGGGAGGGCACACAGAGGCCGUCGCUGUACUGCUGCAGGGAGGUGUGGAUGUGAACGCCCGGGACACGGAUGGCCUCAGCCCGAUGCUGCUGGCUGUUCGGGGCAGGCAUCCCGGCGUCGUGGGGUUGCUGCGGGCGGCCGGGGCCUCCCUGUCUGCCCAGGAGCUGGAGGGGGCAGGGACAGAGCUAUGCAGGCUGGCAUCCAGGGCUGACCUCAAAGGCCUGGAGGUGUGGUGGCAGGCAGGGGCUGACCUGGGGCAGCUGGGUUAUGACGGGCACAGCGCCCUGCAUGUCGCGGAGGCAGCUGGAAACCUGGCAGUGGUGGCCUUUCUACAGAGUCUGGAGGGUGCGGUCAGUGCCCAGGCCCCAGGCCCGGAAGUGCUGCCUGGUGUCUAACCUGAAGCUCUCCUGCUGCAGUGUAAGCCAUUCCUUCCUCCUGUGACCUGCUGGAGGGUCUCAGGCAUGACCCCCUGCUGGGGCUGCUUUCCAGCCCAUUCUCAGGCAAAGCCUGAAGGCCUUUGUUGGGCAGAAUGGCAAUAAAGUCUCUGGGCAUCUCCUCUCCAGGUCCCCAGAGCCUGGUUCUGA